AUGAAUGGAGGCAGGUUUGAUUUCGACGAUGGCGGCACCUACGUCGGCGGCUGGGAAGAAGGCAAAGCGCACGGUCAUGGUGUGUGCACUGGGCCGCAGGGCAAAGGCGAGUACGCCGGCGCAUGGCACUAUGGUUUCGAGCUUUCUGGCAUUUACACAUGGCCAUCGGGUAACACCUAUCAAGGACAAUGGCAGAAUGGCAAGCGGCACGGAUUGGGAAUCGAGCAGCGCGGUCGUUGGAUAUACAGAGGUGAGUGGACGCAGGGCUACAAGGGUCGUUAUGGUGUCCGACAGUCGACGAGCUCGCAGGCCAGAUAUCAGGGCACCUGGUCGGCGGGAUUCCAUGACGGCUACGGCACGGAGAUCUAUGUGGACGGCGGAAGUUAUCAGGGUCAAUGGUUGAGAGGAAUGCGGCAUGGUUAUGGCAUUCGAAAGAGUACCGCCUACGCGAAUGCGGCCAAGUUCCGCUCGAAAUCGCAAAAUCACGCGUCACUGACUAGCUUAAGAAGCGAUCGGAAUGAGGAGGAGGCCGGAAAUGAGGAGCAACAUCAAAAAGACGGCCACGUCGGACGCGGCGGAUUCGUGCUGCGCGCCAACUCGGCGGCGCCGCAACGCCGACGCCGCUCGCUGUCGGAACGCAGUCUCGCCGUCAAACGCACUCUGCUCUCGGGUCUCCGCAUCAAAAAGCAGCAUUCGACCGGCGAUAUUCAUCAACGGGUUGCGAGUAUGACGGGAAGUUUGCGCUCGAGCGGCUCGACGAUGAGCUGCACCAGCGAGGACUCGCUCCAUCAUGCCAAUCAUGGAAGCGCGCCGGAUGAGGAGCCCAUCGAGGAUAAUGUCACCGAGGUGUACAUGGGCGAAUGGAAAAAUGACGCGCGGAGCGGAUUCGGCGUGUGCGAGCGAAGCGACGGACUCAAGUACCAUGGUGAAUGGGCAAACAACGCCAAAUGCGGAUUCGGAGUGACGACGUUGAAAGACGGAACUCGCGAAGAAGGCCGCUACAAGAACAACGUGCUUGUGGUCUCGGCGCGAAAGAAGGGCGUUCUCUUCAUGCGCGCGUCGAAGUUCCGUGAGAAGGUCGAGCAGGCCGUCGGCACUGCCGCACGUGCCGCUUCGAUCGCCCAACAGAAGGCCGAUAUCGCCGCGUCGCGCACGUCGACGGCUCGCGAGCGCAGCGAGCAGGCGACGUACGUGGCGGCGCAAGCGCGCGAAGACUCGGAACUCGCGAGAAUCCACGCGAAGCAGUUCGAUCCGAGCUUCAAGCAGCCGGGAACCCGCCGACUACUCAAGGACAACAACGGCGGAGAAUCGUUUGGAACCGAUCUCUCCGACGCGAUUUCCUAUUCGAGACAUCUGUCGCAGACCCACAGCAAGCAGCACUCAUUCGAACACAACUUGUCUGUCGACAUGAGCGACGAUGCGCCGUCGACGUCAGCCAAGUAUCACAAUCACGUUCCCACGACUUCGAAUCAUGUGAACUUCCAAACACCGACGUACGUCUACGCGAAUGAUGCGAGCUUCUCGCCGCAACAAAUCGUGACCCCCAUCGUUGAUGGGCAGCAUUUGGAGGUGCCGCAGCCGAAUCUCAUUGCGAAUAAUUUGCAAGAUGGUCCGAUGAUGCCUUCGACAUCGUCAGGUUCGCAGCAACAGAACUUUGAGCCGAGCUCUGUUCAACAACAACAACAACAACAACAACACCAGCAGCAGCAGCAGCAGCAACAGCAAUUGCAACAGCAGCCGCCUGCACAACAGGGACCAUCAAAUCUGGCCACUCAACCGACUGUUGUAAUGUCAUCUAGAUUCUCUUUAAGUGACGACCAUUACGAUCAAUACGUGAUGGCGGCCGCUGAGAAACAACAACAACAACAGGCGGCCGGCAACAGCAAACUUCGUCGGAAUCGGCCGUCGCUUAUGCGACAGGCGGACGUCAACGAGCCAUGCGUAAGUUCGACCGGCGUUGGGAUCAAUCGGCGAUCGACGCUCGCAUCGGCUCGCGAUCGGAAUGGCGACGCAUUGGCGCACGCGGCCGCAGCGGCGACAUCGAAACUAGGAACCGAUGAGACGAUGGGCAGUUUGCCGAAUCUUGCUGAACUUGAGACACAAGGGGUGCGAAUGCGACGCGAAGAAGCCGCACGGCUCGCCGGGCAGCGACGUCAGGAAGUUCUCCGCGAGCAGGAAGAACAAGCAUUGUUGCGCGCCAAUCCGCUCAGAAUCAUUCUACAGCCGGCGUUCAGGGCAUGGCUCAUCCGCUGGCGUGUCCCGAUUCUCCUCGCCAUCGCAAACCUCUCAUUGUUGUGUCUUUUUUACAACCUUCUCACUUAUGAAAAAAAGCGGAAAACCGGAUAG
Messenger RNA from Caenorhabditis bovis, 2346 nucleotides. The record is from the annotation of a GenBank genome assembly. NCBI's taxonomy places the organism in Eukaryota, Metazoa, Nematoda, Chromadorea, Rhabditida, Rhabditidae.